GGGAGCGAGGCUCCGGAGCCGCCGCGGCAGGAGGGGGGAGGAGAGUCCCGGCCCCCCAUCCGCCAGCGCGACGCGGAGAGACGCGGAAGGGCCCUUCCAGCCGGCCGCCCCGGGAUCCGCCUCCCUGCGCCUCUGGCUCGGCGGGCUCCGCAGCGGGGCCCUCCCGCCGCCGAUCGCCACGCCGAGCCGCUGGGCAUGAGUUAAACCACGGACAUGGACACCAAACAUUUCCUCCCGCUGGAUUUUUCCGCCCAAGUGAAUUCGACCUCCUUAAGUUCUCCGACCGGCCGGGGGAGCCACAUGGGCACACCUGCCCUCCACCCCUCCAUGGGGCCCAGCCUUGGGGGCUCCUUGGGGUCGCCCAGCCAGCUCCACUCGCCCAUCAAUGGCAUGGGGCCGCCCUUCUCCGUCAUCAGCUCCCCGAUGGGGCCUCACGCCAUGUCUGGACCGUCCACGCCCGGCCUCGGAUACGGAGCUGGCAGCCCACAGCUCAACUCCCCUCUGAACCCCGUGAGCAGCACAGAAGACAUCAAGCCCCCCCUGGGAAUCAAUGGGGUACUCAAAGUGCCAAUGCACCCUUCCUCCGCCAUGCCCGCCUUCACCAAGCACAUCUGCGCCAUCUGCGGAGACCGCUCCUCAGGCAAGCAUUACGGGGUGUACAGCUGUGAGGGCUGCAAGGGCUUCUUCAAACGGACAGUGCGCAAAGACCUGAGCUACACUUGCCGGGACAACAAGGACUGCCUGAUUGACAAGCGCCAGCGGAACCGGUGCCAGUACUGCCGCUACCAGAAGUGCCUGGCAAUGGGCAUGAAGAGGGAAGGGAUGGAGCACCAUCCAUCCCGACCCACAAGACUCCCUGGAAGGCAGGAGCAACCAGCUGUCCAGGAGGAGCGGCAGAGAGGCAAGGACCGCAACGAGAACGAGGUGGAAUCCACCAGCAACGCGAAUGAGGACAUGCCGGUGGAGAAGAUCCUAGAAGCUGAACUGGCGGUGGAGCCCAAGACGGAGACCUACAUCGAAGCCAACAUGGGCCUGGCUCCUAAUUCGCCCAAUGACCCGGUCACCAACAUCUGCCAAGCAGCAGACAAGCAGCUCUUCACCCUGGUGGAGUGGGCCAAGCGGAUUCCCCAUUUCUCGGAGCUCCCACUGGACGACCAGGUGAUCCUGCUCCGAGCUGGUUGGAACGAGUUGCUGAUCGCCUCCUUCUCCCACCGAUCCAUCGCGGUCAAAGAUGGGAUCCUCCUGGCCACAGGUCUCCACGUCCACAGGAACAGUGCCCACAGCGCAGGAGUCGGUGCCAUCUUUGACAGGGUACUGACCGAACUCGUCUCGAAGAUGAGAGACAUGCAGAUGGACAAGACAGAGCUGGGCUGCCUGCGAGCAAUCGUCCUCUUCAACCCAGACUCAAAGGGCCUCUCCAACCCCGCUGAGGUCGAGGCGCUGCGGGAAAAGGUCUACGCCUCACUGGAGGCCUACUGCAAACAGAAGUACCCUGAGCAGCCAGGCAGGUUCGCCAAGCUGCUGCUUCGCCUCCCCGCCCUCCGGUCGAUCGGCCUGAAGUGUUUGGAGCACCUCUUCUUCUUCAAACUCAUAGGGGACACGCCCAUCGACACCUUCCUGAUGGAGAUGCUGGAAGCUCCCCACCAGAUGACUUAA
This is a messenger RNA of Thamnophis sirtalis, 1656 nucleotides long. It is a transcript of the gene RXRA, whose product is annotated as retinoid X receptor alpha. Gene Ontology annotation, cellular component: nucleus. Gene Ontology annotation, molecular function: sequence-specific DNA binding; nuclear steroid receptor activity; zinc ion binding. Lineage: Eukaryota; Metazoa; Chordata; Lepidosauria; Squamata; Natricidae. The record is from RefSeq and is a predicted model, not a curated record. Gene Ontology annotation, biological process: regulation of DNA-templated transcription.